Messenger RNA from Homarus americanus (American lobster), 867 nucleotides. Its product is annotated as piggyBac transposable element-derived protein 4-like. Lineage: Eukaryota; Metazoa; Arthropoda; Malacostraca; Decapoda; Nephropidae. The record is from RefSeq and is a predicted model, not a curated record. The coding region runs from base 1 to 867 and encodes 288 amino acids. The transcript has a single exon.
AUGGAUGCAUUUGUUUGGCCUGAUGGCAGUAAUUUUCAGCCUGAUGUCCCUGAAUUCAGAAGAUCAUCAGGUGGAAUUACUCCUGAAUUUUCUUGUACAGAGGAAUCACGCGAGAUAGAUUAUUUUUGUGCGUUCUUUGGUGGUUUAAUUAUGGACUUACUGUGUACCGAGACAAACAAAUUUUAUCAGUACACGUGUGAUGUUGACCUGGGCUCUGGCCCCUCGCCACACAUGCGUCGAUGGAGUGAUGUCGGAGUUGCCGAACUGUAUGUGUUUUUUGCAUUACUGAUGCUGAUGGCACAUGUGCAAAAAUAUGUACUUCAGGAGUAUUGGAUCUCUCCUGAUGACAUCACUGCAAUUCCAUUGUUUGCAAAAUUCAUGUCCAGAGACCGGCUUGCCUCCAUCCUACGUUAUAUACACUUCGUAGAUAACAACAUUCCUGUGACUGGUGACAGACUUUGGGAAAUAAGAGAAGUUUUUACAAUGCUGAAGGAACGCUUUAUGAAGUUCUUCAGACCCUUUCAAAACGUAGUGGUGGACGAGUCGCUGGUGCUUUUCAGAGGACGUGUUGUUUUUAGACAAUACAUUCCCUCCAAACGACAUCGCUUUGAGAUCAAGUUCUUUGUGCUGUGUGAAUGCGAUACUGGGCAUGUCUUAGAUCUCAUAGUUUACAUAGCAAGUGACGUAGAUAUACCCAAGGGCGACCCACAUGGUUUCUCUGGAGCCGUUGUCAAGAUACUUAUGGACCGCUACUUUGGAGGGAAUCACAUCCUCUACACGGACAAUUUUUAUACCUCGCCUGCCUUGGCCAAGUUCCUACUUGAACAUGACACAGGUUCUUGUGGAACUGUACAUAAGAACUGGUAA